This is a messenger RNA of Symbiodinium pilosum, 1613 nucleotides long. The record is from the annotation of a GenBank genome assembly. Lineage: Eukaryota; Dinophyceae; Suessiales; Symbiodiniaceae.
AUGGAUUUGGAAGCGUACUCUUGGGCCUGUGGCAGCAGCAUACGCUGCAUAGCAGAGAGCCAGGACAACAAUGAUCCUGCUCAAGAAAAUGAUGCAGAGAAAAAGCGCUCAGAGGAAAAAGCUGUCCUGGGAGCACAGGGGCUGGUAAGUGUGUGGGCUGCAGCUGUACGGGUUGCGGCUGAACUGGGUGAUGUGGAAGACAUUGAAGAAGAGCUGGGGCCACACGCUGCAGCGAUUCUCAGUGCCUCGAAGUUCGCCUGGAACGAUGAUGACGAAGCUGAGAUCUCUGAGGAAGAAGAUUCGUGUCGCAUGGAGGCGGCUCCCGACGAAAGGGUACUCACGGAAGCCCCACCGCAGCCUCAGCCUGGCCUCAUGCAACUUCAGGCGCUCCCGCCUGACAAAAACGAGAAAGUUGAGGAAGCCGUCGAGGGUUUAGAUGGCUUCCUGGGCUUGUUGUCUGCAUGGUCAGACGACGCUCCAGCCUCGAGACUCUUGGAAGAGGCCAGACACUCCAAAACGCAAGGACUUGUACAUCACAAGGCAUCUCUUGGCAGGGCCCCUGAGCCGCGUGGUGGGAAGCCACUCAGUAAAGACAGCCUUGCAAAGCUCCGCGAACGCUUCCCUCAGAGUAGGGCACCGAGCCCACCAGCUGAGACGCGGCAUUGGCGGCGACUGGACUUUGAGCUGUAUUUCGGCCCUGCCCUGAGCAGCGACGGAGUCUUGCAGCCCCGUUCAGAGCCAGCACCGAGCACAGAGGAGCUCCUGGCACAGGAGAUGCGGCAAACGAGCAAGGCCAGUCCUCUGCUCGCCGAAAUGCGCAUGCGGCUUGCACAAGAAAAAGUUGCACAGCCUCCACCGGAAUAUGCUGCUUUUUGCCAACAUCUUCUGGAGAGCUAUGGGAAUAUUCGAACGUUUCAAGCUUCGGAGGUGCUGCCUGUCCCUCGCUCACGUCGUGCUCCUGACAUCCUUAAGUCUCCCGUAUGCAUUGAGAAGCAGCGGGGAUGGAAGAUGAGGAGCUGGGGCAUUGCCUACUGGAGCUACGAAUGUGGCCAGGCAGCUUGUGACUGUUUCCGACGCUAUCCUCCAAGCUCAGAGUCAGGGUCAAGCAGCACCCGGGUUCGGGCCAGGGUGGACGAGUUCAGCAAAUACAUGACCAUCCUUCGGGAUAUGGAUCCACAGUGCAAAGAGGAAAACUAUAUGGCGUACCCGCGCUACCUUGCAUGCUGGUCUCCCUUUGGUAUACCAAAGUUGAAGUCCCUUUGGGAGCAGGACUUGAAGUCUGGCCGAAAACUUUGGGGCCCACCGGGGCUGAAAGACCUGUCGGCCAAGUGGUUCGACAUGUGCUGCCUCGCUGUCGGGCUCAACUUUGAGCCGGAGCUUGCUCAGCAGGAUACGAUGCAGUUUGGGCCGCCGGGCACGCUUACGGGCCUUUACGUCGAAGAUUGCGCAGCCCACGUCUGGCAUGCUCAGAUUCAAGGACGACGGAUGUUCGCUUUGUUCGCGCCGCAGGAGUCCGCCAACUUGCUGGAAAAGCAGAAUGCCCCAACGGUAGAUGCGGAUACCCACACACGGAACCGCACUAGCUCUGUCGAGCUUUUCGCAUCUGGGCAGAG